Molecule: messenger RNA, 3126 nt
Organism: Exophiala dermatitidis NIH/UT8656
Lineage: Eukaryota; Fungi; Ascomycota; Eurotiomycetes; Chaetothyriales; Herpotrichiellaceae
Exons: 3
Coding region: 318-2123 (601 amino acids)
Source: RefSeq, a predicted model, not a curated record
CUCGCAUUGAUAUAUAGGAUGGAUUGUAAGGAUGAAGCUAGAGGAGUUGUGAGUCGGACAUAGAAAGCUGGAUUCUCUAGCAGAUUCGCCGGUAAUUUAUACUAGUGGACCCCAGCUGCAAGUUCCGUCCUUUACAGAGCGGCAACAUCUGGUAUCCUAAACAGGAAUUAUGUUAGAACGCUCCGUCUAAUGGGACUUUUGAGCAGUUGCAGGUGCGCGUCCCACGUGUCUCAGGACGCGCUUAGUACCUACGCCGGCAAGUACCUCAGCACAGCACAACGGAAAUCGGUCAGUCUCUGCGCACCGAACAAGACGGCAUGCUGGCCUCUCCACCAAAAAGACGAAAGAUAGGGAGCCCUGAACCAGACAUUGAUGCCACCGGGCAUGCUGCGAAACCAAAACCCACUACGCCCACUAGAGCCUCGUAUUUGUCGCCGACCAAAAGUUCGCUGGCACGCUCUCACCCGCACCUUCUUAAUCAAGCUAAACCCCAGGGGACUUCAACAUCAAGGGGAAAGAGCUUGAGGGAGGAAAUAUUGCACAAAGAUCCCUCAGCUGCUGCACAGCAUGAGACCAAUGCAAACGUCCGGCCACAGGUCGAUCAUUCGAAGGAUGGGUUAGACACGACGAUAACAGCCGAAAACGAGGUCAAUCACGGUGACAUCACCCGCAACAAAACUACAGGGACCGUAAAUACCAAACAAUCUCCAGUUCAAGCCUCAUCGCCUUUCAAAAACCGGAAUUCGACACAUCCAGACCGGCCCAACAGAGGAAAGCUCAACGACGAAACCCUACCCCCGCUGACAACGCCCGCUCUUGUACGAAGAGGAGAAUCUCGACGGGUACCCGCUCACGCCCCGAGCCAUGAGCCCGAACUGCCGCCGACACCGGUGCAACUGGGUCUGAGUCCUGCCCCAGACAAGCCCCGGGGGUUGACGUCAAGUAGCAGUCCUAGAAGAUCCUUGACAGGCAGUGGGAAGAGCAGGCGGAGGACUAGAGGCUCGCUCGUUACAAGCAGUCCCCUGAAGCCAAAAGCACGACCGCCGGCAGUCGCCCGAAAUGAAGGUUCAUCCGAUGAACACGACGAGGUCGCCGAGGCGCAAGAGAGUGAAAUUGACCUACGACAUGAGGGGGACAUAUCAAUUGAGGUCAAAGAAAGACAAUCUAGUCUUCGCUCGUUGAGGGAGAAAUUACAGCAGCUCAGAACCGGGAAUGACUUAUUGGAGACCUUGAUUGAGCAUGGCGGAGAUUUAAGCACCGGGGAUGUCUCGAUUCUGGAGGAGUCCUAUCUUGACGGAAUACCACAGGAAGACGAUCUGCGCUUUCCUAAGGACAUGACCAUAACACAUCUUACAUUGUUUGCCCCAGGUAACCUGCAACUGCACAGUCGCACAGAACUCCGUCAAGAGGAUGGUCGCCCCAAAGCUGUCCACUAUCUGACUGUCACAGCACCCCCUCCAUGGCUCCCUGAUGUCUUUUCUUUCAGCUUUGAAGUCGUUGUCGACACCGAAAACGUCGCGGUCGAGCACUUGCAGCUGUUGGGAAGGAGCGAGAAGCGAGGACCAAGUUCUACGAUGACCAGCAUUUCCCAAUGGCUGUCUGCUCGGCUGGAGAAUCCUCUCCAUCGUCGCGACGUUGGUGGGUUGAUUUGGGCCAUAGGGAAAUAUUUUGGCGUCAUGGUCGAGCGGGCCAAGGUCUUUCGGCGCCUGGACACCUUCUACAAGUCGCUCGACACGGAAAAUCCGGACAACAUUCAGCAGGACGAAGCCGAAGAGCUUAGUCAGGACGACACCGUUGACUUGAGUCGGUGGAUGCACAAGAGCCAGCUACAACUUCCUGUAGCCGCCCGGAGCGUCGGGACAGGCAGGCCACCGUGCAAACCGAGUAUCAUGUUAGUAUGGGACAUUGAGCUUGACUGGACUGGGUCCAUAACAUCCUUCCCUUCCAUAUCUGUGGGCGGAGUCUCCACAAAGGCUGAGGCAAGGUUGAAGGAUGUCUUUUCCAGUUUGCUUCCCUUGAAAGGCGUUACUAGCGCCGUCGAUGGUGUUUGGAAACUCGCACACGGUGAUUAUGAGAACCAGGAGCUUCUGAAAAAAACUGCAGGCAAGACACCGGCGGCCUGACUGGUCGCUUGUUCCUACGAAUGCUGAUGAGAAUAUGAAUGUAUAACUUGAGGCGUAUCGAGCGAGCGAACGAGAGCGAAAUGAUAGCACACAGAUAAUGCAUUGACGAGCCCGGGCAGAUGUUGUACGCUACUGCUUACAUGGAACCUCAGCUUGCAGACAAGAGAAUCGCAUACAAGCUUGAUGUACCCCAGGGGAUCUGUCAUAACACCAAGUUUCUGAAAGCCCACUUCUUGCAUAUGAAUUUUCAUUUUCAUUGGUAUCGCCUUGUUGAGAAUUCCGUCAAUGGCCUGGAUGAGACGACAUGACGAUUAUCCUCGAAACCCGUUGAGCUUAUCAUCGGGCCGAACCAUAGCACAACCGUCACCGCUUGUAAGUGCUUUGAUUUCCCAUGCCAUGCACCUCGUCCACAGGCAUGGAUUCACAGGCUCCAGAAGGCGUGAGAAAAGACAAAUGCCCUCGAGGCACUGUGGCUGCCAGGGGGGAGCACAAGCCCUUUCAGUUGCUCAUCACCAUUGUUUUUCGGUUGCAAUCAUCCCUACACAACUCCCGUUCUUUUCGAAAUGUCAAGCGUCUAUUUCUUCUUGGCCUCCUCAGCAUCGGCCUUGGCCUUGGCUCUCUUCGCCCGGACACCGAGCAAUCUGGCAUCAGAUCUGGCGAUUCUCAACUUGCGCCGUGCUUCAAGCCAACACCGCUGUCGAUCGGGAUGGCGGUGGAGACCUUCUUGAUGGUCUUGCUCUCAUCUUCGGCCAGCUUAACCUCUUCGGCGGAGCUGUCGAGUUUCUUGUGUUGACCAGAUUUGCGCGGGAACAGGAUCAAGCGAGCCUUGUAGGCCUGGAGGCGGGCAACGUUGGUGGCGAGCGAUUCUUGGGAGGUGUUUUGGCGGCGGUGGUCAACGGCGAUACCGAUCGUGGGAGCGAGCUUGCGCGGGAUACCGGCUUCCUGUAGAACCAGAAAAGAAAACUCGAAUUAGUAACUUGUUCUUUCCAAUUGUACGUGUGUA